Hirundo rustica (Barn swallow) is the source of this 2440-nucleotide messenger RNA. It is a transcript of the gene MC2R, whose product is annotated as melanocortin 2 receptor. The record is from RefSeq and is a predicted model, not a curated record. Lineage: Eukaryota; Metazoa; Chordata; Aves; Passeriformes; Hirundinidae. The coding region runs from base 179 to 1138 and encodes 319 amino acids. Gene Ontology annotation, molecular function: corticotropin receptor activity. Gene Ontology annotation, biological process: G protein-coupled receptor signaling pathway. The transcript has 2 exons. Gene Ontology annotation, cellular component: membrane.
CACAAGUGGUUUCACCAGUAGGAUAAAUUCCAAACAUUUCAGUUGAGUCUUAAAAUUGCUCCAGAUGAAGGAGAGGGCCUUGACCAAAAGAAGAAUGAUCUGAUUGAGAGGUCAGCUUCUUCAGAAUAAAGCCAAACCUGAAAAAGAAGCAACCCAGACUCUCUCCACGACCAGAAGAAUGAGCACUGAGAGACCUUCCAACUUAAUCAAACACCCAGGGCAGACAAGCAUUCCAUCUCUCGAAAACAUAACUGAAUUUUCAUUAAAUGUCACUGACUGCACCCAGGUUGUGGUGCCAGAGGAAGUUUUUUUCACUGUUGCUGCCGCUGGGAUACUGGAAAAUCUACUUAUCCUCAUUGCUGUUGUUAGAAAUAAGAAUUUACACUUGCCCAUGUACUUCUUCAUUUGCAGUUUAGCCAUUUCAGACAUGUUGGGUAGCUUGUACAAAACUCUGGAGAACAUCUUUAUCAUCUUGUGCAAAAUGGGAUACCUGACACGUCACGGAGACUUCGAGAAAAAACUGGAUGAUGCCAUGGAUUCCAUGUUCAUUCUGUCUUUGCUGGGGUCCAUUUUCAGCUUGCUAGCUAUUGCAGCAGAUCGAUACAUCACUAUCUUCUACGCUUUGCGGUACCACAAUAUCAUGACACUGAGGAGGGCCUUGGUUAUCUUGGCAAUCAUUUGGGCAUUCUGUGCCGGCAGCAGCAUUGCCAUUGCCCUCUUCUCCUAUGAAGCAGCAACAGUCAUUCCUUUCACCAUCCUGUUCCCUUUGAUGAUGUUUUUCAUACUCUGCCUCUAUGUCCACAUGUUUCUCCUGGCUCGAUCUCAUGCCAAAAAGAUUGCCUCACUGCCCAGCAGCACUGUUCAUCACAGAACUAACAUGAAAGGCGCGAUUACACUGACUAUUUUUCUUGGAGUUUUCCUUUGCUGUUGGGCUCCCUUUGUUCUUCACAUCCUCUUAGCAAGGUUUUGCCCACAUAACCCUUACUGUGCCUGCUACAUGUCCAUUUUCCAUGUGAAUGGGACACUCAUAAUGUGCAAUGCCAUCAUCAACCCUAUGAUUUUUGCAUUCCGAAGCCCAGAAUUGCGGAGUACGUUUAAGAAGAUGCUCUACUGUUCCAGGUCAAACUGCAACUGGUGAACACUUCAUCAACUUCAUCAAAAACACUUCAUCAAAAAUGAAAACUAUAGAAGCAUUUAUGAGGUGCAGUGCAACAUCAGUGUGCAGAGAUAAAAAUACCAACAAUUACAACCAAAAUAAUGCUAUGCUUCUAGUAUACUGCCAGUGAUUUUUCAGAGGGUUAUCAAAGAAGGAACAAAAAAUAAGUAAACAUGCAAAUCUUUGUCAACCAGACUUCCAAACUAAGCUAAUUCUGCUGAUGGUUUUCAUUCAAGGAAAAAAAACCUAAACAAAUGCCUUAAUUAUCUUUUGUCAUUUCAGCAAAAUCCAAGCUAAAAUCUGCAUCGCGUUGCAUUACCCUAGAUAUGAGCCAAUUCAUUGUGCAUAAAUAAUUUCAAUUCGAUACAUAUACUGCUUUAAAAUUCUGUCAUUUAAAUUGCAAUUAAGUGAAGAUUUGUUUCUAAACCAUGCAUUUUUAUAAAAGUCUAUGGUUAUAUAGAAAACAUGGACAUGCUAUUUUACUGAAAAGGUGAACUCAAGACUCUUCUUUAACAUCUAAUCUCCUUAAAAUCAAGCAAUUAGUGAUGUCUUUUGGAGAUCAAGCAACUUUUGGAGUGCAAGUCCAAAAGAAUAGGCUAUUUUGAUUUGGGAGCUAUUUUUAGUCACUGAAGAGCUAUUUCCAAUGUAAAGUUGUCAUGCCAGCAAUGACGGGUUUUGAAUUUUAAAACCCAUAAGCCAGGUCUGGACUAGCAAAGGGAACUGCUGUGCUUGUCAGUGCCAGUUGUCUUCAAUAAAAUAAUAAGCUCCACAGAUAGUAAAAGCUACAUGCUACAACAAAGAAUUCAAAAAACAUAAUACCAGAGAUAAAUUCAAACACUUCCAAGACAGUCAGCCUCCUGGGUAAGGAAGCAACUAGCCAGUCUGGAAGGAUGCUACAAAGCAGGCGAUAAUUUAGAAACCCUUGCGAGAAAAUUUUGAAUUGUUCCUGUCAAAUAAAUACAGAACUCACAAAACUUUAAGGCAGAAUGGCUUUCAACAGCAAAACAUCCUUAAGGAGUCCAGAGCAUAUGGUGAGAAAUUAACCUCACAAUAAUUCAAGCAAGUCAUUCAGCUGUGCCAGUGAGAAGCAGUAAGAGAAUUUCAAGAUUAUGGAAUAUGGACAAAUCACAUUAAUUCAGGUUAUCUUGGGUUGAAUAAGAAACAAUAAACCUGAAAGCCUCUAUAGAACUAUGAAAAUCAAUAAGAAAAGAGAUACUAAAAUGAAAUUGUUUCAAACCUAUGCAUUUAUUGAAGAAAAAAGGUUCAUCUAUAAAAUACAGGUUU